AUGUCCGACGUCACAUACAAGGCAGCCAUUGGCCGUCCCCAUGGCAAACUAGACACGGACAAUAAUGGGCUCUCCCGUUACAUGUUUCAUAUAGACACUCCAGAGGGCAUAAAAGAUGGAAACGCUCCGGACCUUUCGCUCCAGUACUCCCAAGGAACUCCAAACGGCGUUCUGGGUCUGAGCUGGGGCCUCGGGGGAUUAUCAACCAUUCGCCGUGGCGCGCCAAAGGUGGUCUACGAUAAGCUAAACCCUCCUCCUCCAGGCUAUGACUCGACGACACCAAAGCUCAUUCUAGACGGUACAGACCUUCUGAAUAUUGAGGGGGAUUACCUCAAACCAGGCACAGUGUACACCACCGAGACGAACAAUACAGGCCUGGAAAUCAAGUCGCUAGGUGAAGGAAACGGUUUCUUAGCUACCGACAACACAGGCCGAAAGACUGAAUAUGGCACGACCAUCGACAGCUCUGUUCCCAUUACCGUAGAUCAAAGCAAUACGCGCGAGUGGCGAGUCAAAAGGCAGACUGACUGUCACGGCAAUACCAUCACAUACCAAUACGUGGCUUCUCCAGUACUUCGUGGUGACGUAAAAGAUGCCAACACCUCUUAUCUUGACACAAUCUCGUACUGCUCCAACAGUACCGCCAAGGUUCUAGCAACCCGCAUCGUCAAAUUCAAUUAUGAGCCGCGACCAGAUCUGGUAUUGCAAUCCGUCGAAGGCACUCUCAUUACGUGGGCGUGCCGCCUCAGCUCCAUAUCCAUUGGCGUCAUCCAAAAUGAUAAAACCAUAUUCAGUAGGACAUAUUCCCUUGGCUACAAUAUCUCACCAACAACAAAAGACUCAUUCCUGGAAAAGGUCACGGAGAGCGCCGGAGAUGGAGUGAGUAGAGUGGAUCUACUUCCGUCCUUGUUCACAUACACUGCUGGAUCAGAACCAGGCAAAAUCUUCAGCGCCCAGCCGUCGAUCCGUCUUUCACCCGAGAAAAAUAUUCUCACUAUUAUUCCGAUGAAUAUGACAGGUCGAUCGCUCACAGACUUGGCGUGUAUGGCAUGGGACGAGCCUAAGAAGACGCUGACCGUGAAAACGUAUAUCGCCAAUCGUGACGAGAAAGCCCUUAUCAGUUGGACAGCGUCAGAACACAACGCUUCCUUGAAAUUGCCGAAAUGGGAUCCAAAGGGUGGAGAAGCACCAUACUUUUUGACACCGGACCUUUUCGGCGACGGCCGCUCAGAUCUAAUCAUCCCUUACCAGAAUGACCAAGACAAACUCCAAUUCUUCAUCUCCCAAAGCAAUGGCUUAGAAUUGACUCAUGGUCAAACAAAUACGCCGACAGAAUAUCCAUGGGUACCUGAAUCAAGGUUCAUGGCUAUGAACAUGACGGGAACUGGAGUCAUCGAUGUGGUCCAGAUUUUCAAGAAUGGUGAGAAUAUUUCUUUUCGUAAUUUCUCGAGUAUCGCGACCAAAGGCGACAUCAAUCUGGUAAAGGCGCCCCAAACAGACACAACGUACAAAUUUGACAACACAAUCGAUUGGUUCCUCCUCAAGCACUCGGGGAGUGGGGCGGUCAGUCUUGUACGUAUCUGGAAAGAAUUUCUAUCCAAUGAUGUCAAUCAGUACCACAUCAAGACUACCUCAUUUCGUUCCUCAAAGGUGUUUGAUUCGAGCGAGGGCUUUGAUCGUACUGGCAAAGAGUCUGUUAUCGGAGGACCUUUUCAGAAAGAAGCUGAUGACAAGCCGAAAUGGAAUGUCUUAUCUUGCGACAUCAAUGGAGACGGCACUCAAGAUAUCGUGCUUGGUAAGGCGGAGCAUGUAUCGCCGAAUCUAAAGAUUAGUUUCCAGAUUUCCCUUGGUGAUGGUCAAGGCGCUUUCAACAAAGUCUCGGCAAAGGAUUUCACACUCCAAGCACCGAACCCAAAGACAGCUAAGGGCGGCAUGUUUUCAGUUACCAACAUCAAUGGUGGACUUUACCCAAGUCUUGCAUACGUGUAUCAGCAGGACGACAACAGCAUGGCCUGUUUCUCGGUCGAUGGUCGCUCCAAUGGCACUCUGAGCGAACUGACCCAGUACCCACUGACAGAUUUGAAUGGUAUCGGUAUGGGUGGUUGGCUGAUGUAUAGUCUCAACAACGAGCUUACCCCAACGCUCUUCCCUAUCUAUAAUACUACCCAGCCGACAGAUCUCCUUUCGUCAGCUCAGGAUCCUAUGGGGCUCGUGACCUCGGUCUCGUAUGGAUGUCUUUCUGACACAACUGUGUAUAAGUCCACAGAUCCGAGAGAUUACAUCGUGCAAGGAGCUCCUAAUUAUGUGGUCAAAACUCUCAUGCACACUAACAACCCGGAAAGAAACGCCCUCGACUUCAGCGUGUCGAUGAAAAAGACAUACUACCAGGCUAUGGUCAACAGCCAAGGGAGGGGUUGGCUAGGAUUCCAGUCAAUUCGCACGGAGAAUGUGACCGACAGUAUUCUUACGGAGGAAUGCUACUUCCAAAAGUUUCCCAAGAUCGGAAUCAAGUCGAAAAUUAAUACUCUUACGUUGCAAAACGAGCUACUAUCGUCCAAGGAGACAGACUACGAAGCAUUUUCGACUACCGCAAACCAGUGGAAAAUUUACCAUGUCAACAAAGUAUUUGACCAGCUCACGACGAUCGACCCAGAUGAGACCAAAAACAGAGUGCAGAGGACCGAAUUUACAUGCGAUAUAGACGGUAACAUAAUCCUCAAGCAUACUUCAGAGAUACAAGGAGGAGAGAUACAAGGAGGAACUCCCCUCAAGCAUACUUCUCCGGUAUUUCAGUCCUGGGAAAGGUGCACUUACGACACUAUCAAUGGAAUCAAGGGUUUGUUGGCGAGUAAGAAGCUUACCGGUGUGGAACAGAACCAGAAAAGCAAGGAGUUUGAGAAAGGUGAUGUUUCUCUGGUAUGCUACGCAUACAACAAAAUUACGGCCAUUCUAGAGACCGAAUCACGGUGGUCCGACGACGUUUCGAAGUUUUUGACCACUACUCAUGCAUUUGACCAAUUCGGGAACGAGGUAUCUGUGGUCGAUCCCGCGGGAUUAACUACAAAAACGACCUACGAUGACACUUUCCACAACCUUGCCAUCAGCCAGGAGGAAGUUGGCAAAGGGGUCUCCACUAGGACAUCUUUCGCCUACGAUCAGGCAAGCGGAGAGUUGGUGGCGAAACUUGAACCCACCGGGCGCCUGACCUGUAUUCAGAUCGAUAACUUCGGUAGGAAGAUUGAGACACGCUUGAAAAGCCUUCAACAAACACCCUCUUCUGUUGCGGCCUCUGACUUCCUCAAAAGUCCGUUGCCGUUGAAAACUGAUCGAAUCCUCGAAGACAAGCUCAAAGAUCCGCUCUGUCUUCUGGAUCCCUUCGAGAUAUACAGCUAUGACAUCCUAAAGGGCCCUGUAAAGGACACUGCGCAAGCACCCAGACAGUAUCUGUCUACUAGAACAAUGUCAUACUUCAAUGCGCAAGACACUGGGCAGCGUGAAGUGGGCACAAGUAAUCAUGUCUCUUGGAAAUACUGGACUUUCGACUCCCGUGGCAACACCACGUUCGAAAGCUUCCCGAUUUCAAACAAUGCGAACAACUUGGAGUACGUACCAGAGCCGACAACAGAAGGCACAAUCUCUACUCGGCCGAGUCACAACGACCCAACGGUCAAAGUGAUGUCGACUUUGCAAUAUUCCAGGGGUGGCGCAAGCGUCUCAGAGACCGUACAAUGGCCUGAUCCGAACCCCGGGGGUAAGGAUGUUGUGCUGUGGACAUCGCCUCGCAGCUUCGUCUCCAUCGACGGCAAGGAACACGUGCAAUCCGUAACUCAUCAGAAGGACUUGCUAUCGGAAUUCAGAUAUGAUGCUGCCGGCAACUUGGUAUCAGCUGUCGAUCCAACUAAAGAAACGGAAGAGACGAGAGAGUAUAGUUCAAUUGGCCAACUUCGUGUCACGAACAACAUCUAUCAGAAGAUGACAGUCACAGGGAAGCCAUCGGUUGCAGCAAUGACCUACGUAUACGAUGACAUGGGCCAGCUCAUCAAAACUGUGAAUGCAAAUGAAGAGUCUAUUACGUUUAAGAGAGACAGCAAGGGACGGCCACUUCGCAAAAUAGGCUCUGAUGGUCGAGUCCUCAUGUACGAGUACGACAAGGAUCGAGACUAUCUUUUGUCUAUGACCGUUCACCCCCAGGGGGAACUCAAACCUCUUGAAACUCAACUGAAUUUCACAUACGAUGAGCUCGGUCAGCUCAGAUCCCGGACGUUGGUUCUCGCCGAUGGAAAGGAAUAUGAGACCAAUUUCACCUACGAUUGGCAUGGACAGACAACAACAAAAUCAUAUGCCAACAAAGCGGUGAAAGAGAAUCAGUACAUGGGAGCGCUGCUAACUUACAGCUUGAUCCGAGAACAAUCCACAACAGGCCAUGGAGAAAAGUGGCUCGACAGUCGUUUCGAAUACAUGGAUGCUGUGGGCAAACCGAGCAGGAUCGUGGUCGGAGAAGCGAGCAUGGAAAGUCACUUUGAGCACACAUUCGCGUAUGAUCGCCAGUCAUACCCGCUCAGUCACAGCCUUGACCAGAGAAUACCUGACACCGGAUCGCUCAACCACCUUGUCAAUGAGGCGUACGCCUAUAAUGGAGCUGGUCAGCUUACUAGUAAUCGGAACGAGAUCAGCGGUACAAUUAUCACCUCUGGCCCUGACGACAAAUCGGUCAUAAGGGAAGAACCUAAUAAUGGGGGAACUACGCUCAUGGUAGGCGAGGAUUACAGCGUACGGGCCCAGGCAGAUGGCUCAAAGAUCACCACGCUCAAGCUCAUGUCAGAUCCCAAGGACGAUGCCACCCCCAGUAGCUCUGACAAGCCUAAUAAGAAGGAUGCUGCCAGGGCUGUAUUCACUGACAGCAAGGGUAACGUGAAGUACAAGUUCAGGGGUUCUGACGGAAGUCGGCUUCAAACUAUCACGUACGACGACUUUGGCGCUCCAACCAUCUGUCCAGUACAGGCUGAUGGUCCAACGGCGGACAUGACCGCAACUUUUGAGUCGAAGAAGCUAGACUUAUCAACCCAACUCCUCGACUUUGGAUCUCGGUGGUAUGAUCCUUUGGUGGGACGCUUCACAUCGCCAGAUGACAUCCUAGAUGUAAAGUUGCUCGCGAAGACCCACGGGCUGAACCGGAUGGCUUUCGAGAACAAUGAUCCUAUCAAUAACACGGAUCCGACCGGGCAAUUUUCACUAUCAGCCAUCUUUGGUACAAUUAUUGGUGGUCUUAUGGUCGGCGCCGCUAUCUUCGCUACUGUAGCAUCAGGUGGAGCUUUAGCACCACUUGCUGCUGCUGGCGUGGGAGCUCUAUUCUCAGGCGGCAUCGCAGGCAUCAAGUAUUCACUUGACCACCGGAAUGAGCGAGGCGGCAAGUUCUGGGCUGGUUUUAUACCCACCGUGCUUGUCAAUGCAGCCAUCGGAGGAGCGACGGGAUAUCUGGGCGCCGUGGCAACGCCUGCAAGCUUAGUGAGCGCAACGGGCCGCCUCGGGCAGGCUGCAGGCUGGUCUCUAAGCUCCGCGACUACCAACGCAAUUGGCAAGGCCGCCAGUUUUGGCAGCGGUGCCCUUAUCGGGGCCACAAGCUCGCUGCUCACCACUGUGGCGCAUAAUGUCAUUGAAAACGCCGUAUACGACACGCACUACGGUGUCUUCGAGGGCGCAGGGAUAGCCGCACUGAUGGGUGGUGCGAUAGGCGCCGCAGCGAGUGGUUGGGGAGCUGCCAGGUAUAAGGGAGAAAGCGUGGCAGCUACUAGAACUCCAUCGCUUGGCAAAGGACUUUGGAGUGUUGCACAGGCUGACGGAGACAUGCAGAGACUCAAGCAGUGGGGUGAGCAAAAGGCGACAAACUGGUAUCAGGAUCGCGAGCGGGAACUCAAGGAAUUGUCGAGUAUGUUUGGGCCGAGUGGCAAGGUGGGAUCACUGAACAUUGAGUUGUCGAGGAAUCAGUUGUAUGUAAACUAUGGGUGAAGGGAGGUACAAAGAGAAAUACUUCUUGAAUGGAGGAUUGCGACGUAUUGUAUUAAACGCGAAAGUGCCUUUAGAAACAAUUGGUAGCACAACGAGCUCUGCUAAGUAAGAUUUCACAACGACU
Messenger RNA from Aaosphaeria arxii CBS 175.79, 6130 nucleotides. RefSeq lists its product as uncharacterized. The transcript has 8 exons. NCBI's taxonomy places the organism in Eukaryota, Fungi, Ascomycota, Dothideomycetes, Pleosporales. The record is from RefSeq and is a predicted model, not a curated record. The coding region runs from base 1 to 6006 and encodes 2001 amino acids.